GGCGGGUCCAGGCCAGCAAAGACCUCUGGGACUACCGGCCUCUUCCUCGAACAAAAGAACAUCUAAGAGUCAAGAUGGCGGAAUCACUCGUGAAUGAAACUGUGGCGAAUCUUUCGGCGGCAGUAAACGAAACGGCCAAGAAUGCCACUGGAAGAGCCGCGGCAACGCCGGAAGGAAUGUUUGUGGCGUAUUCUAGUUUGGUUUUGAUGGCCCUUUUACCAAUAUUUUUUGGUUCUUUUCGCUCAGUCAAGUAUCUCAUUGAACAGAAGAAGUCUGGUGAACAGCCCGAAAGCAUGACAUCAAAAGAUGCUGCCAUGUUUCCCAUCAUUGCCAGUUGUACCCUUCUGGGUCUUUAUAUCUUUUUUAAGCUGUUCAGCAAGGAAUACAUUAACUUGCUUCUCACAGUGUAUUUCUUUGGUCUUGGUGUGUUGGCUGUCACACAUCUGCUCAGACCAAAUGUUGAACUUUUGCUGCCAGCAGCAUUUCCAAACAAGAACUAUACUCUUGAUCUAACAGAGGGAAAAGGUGACAAGAAGUCAGAAAUUGUAAACUAUGAGUUUGAUAGAAUAGACUUGCUUUGCCUUGCCAUUUCUUCUGCUUUUGGAGUGUGGUAUUUAUGGAAGAAGCACUGGAUUGCCAAUAACAUAUUUGGUUUGGCAUUUUCUCUCAAUGGAGUUGAACUUCUUCACUUGAACACAGUAACAACUGGCUGCAUUCUUCUGGGAGGACUCUUUGUCUAUGACAUAUUUUGGGUGUUUGGAACAGAUGUUAUGGUAACUGUUGCCAAGUCAUUUGAAGCACCAAUCAAAUUGAUUUUUCCAAUGGAUCUUCUUGAGAAAGGAUUAUCUGCAUCCAACUUUGCCAUGCUGGGCCUUGGAGACAUUGUUAUACCAGGAAUAUUUAUUGCACUUCUGUUAAGGUUUGACCACAGCAGCAAGAAAGACAAGGCCAGCCGGGUGUAUUUCUACUCUGGCUUCAUCGCUUACUUUGUGGGCCUGGUAAUGACCGUUCUGGUGAUGCACACUUUCAAAGCUGCUCAACCCGCCCUGCUGUAUUUGGUGCCUGCCUGUCUAGGAACACCAAUCACGUUGGCUUUGAUCAGAGGAGAAAUUUCAGAGUUGUUCAAGUAUGAAGAUAACCCGGAGAAAGAUAAGAAAGAAAGCGAAAAGACUCAAGUAGAAGGCAGCGAAGAUGUCAACGGCGACGCAAAGAAAAGCCAGUAAACGAACUGAACCCAAAUAAAUUAUUAUUGUCAGUUAUUAUAAAACGAUAAAACUUAAUUUUACCGCAUACUGUAGAAAACUGUGCCUGUUAUAAGCAAGAUAACAUUUGAAAGAGUCAUUUGAGACCUUACUUAUGCCGAAGAUUUUACAACCUUAAAUUUCAGAGGUUCGUCUCUUAAUUCCUUGUACAAGGUAUCCACUCAGUCGUAGAAAACUAUUAAAACUGUGAAGUUAAAAUCUUCUGCGUUAUGUGGAGUGGCAUUUGAUCGUUCAUCGCCUAAUGUUAUAUUCUCUUACUUUGAGAGACGUCUUUACUAUAGUUCCAAAGGAAGACAAGAGGGUAAAGAGAACAAGAGAGCCACGUAUCUUUUCCUAGGGAUUUUCAAUCACCGUUUUCCAGGGUUAUGUUAAAUGUUACAGAAGUAUAUGUGGAAAGACCUCUGUUAGUCGACGCCUUGUUGGAAUUGUCGAGACACUAUUUUUUUCUCUGUGGCUAUAGCGCAGUUUAGCAACUUACUUUUUGCGGUGUACAACGGUAUCUUCACAUUGAAGUAAACCUUCAAAGGCAAAAAAUGACAGCAAAAGAUUGAGACUGACAAUGAGCAACGAACUUUGAAAAAACUUAUGCGUGAUGUUUCAUCUCCUCUGAAGGGUCUGUGUCUUUUCUGGUGCAGCUUGUUGGCAAGUAUUAUUUAUAUUUAAUUGCUAUUCUAAGGGAUUUUAUUUUUUAGUUUAAACUGUGCGUAUGGAAACGAUGACUACAAAAAACUGACUUAAUAAAAGAGUUCAAGUAAAAAGUA
Molecule: messenger RNA, 2023 nt
Organism: Orbicella faveolata
Lineage: Eukaryota; Metazoa; Cnidaria; Anthozoa; Scleractinia; Merulinidae
Product: signal peptide peptidase-like
Biological process (GO): membrane protein proteolysis
Cellular component (GO): lumenal side of endoplasmic reticulum membrane; cytoplasmic side of endoplasmic reticulum membrane; membrane
Molecular function (GO): aspartic endopeptidase activity, intramembrane cleaving
Source: RefSeq, a predicted model, not a curated record